This is a messenger RNA of Gadus morhua (Atlantic cod), 1956 nucleotides long. RefSeq names its product mitochondrial glycine transporter A. Lineage: Eukaryota; Metazoa; Chordata; Actinopteri; Gadiformes; Gadidae. The transcript has 8 exons. Gene Ontology annotation, molecular function: glycine transmembrane transporter activity. Gene Ontology annotation, biological process: glycine import into mitochondrion. Gene Ontology annotation, cellular component: mitochondrial inner membrane; mitochondrion. The record is from RefSeq and is a predicted model, not a curated record. The coding region runs from base 296 to 1153 and encodes 285 amino acids.
CAGGUCCCGCCCUCUAUACGUUCAAACCCUUGGAUCUGAACCUUGAGGCUGUGGAACAGGAACCGGCUGGUUUUGGAGAGUGUUUUGUGGGGUCUUCAUGGCAAUUGUUAGGAACUAUCCGGACUGAGUUAUUCAGACGGAAUCUCCCAACCAUCACAACUCGUCUUACUGGAACCUGUUCCUGUUUGAAGUUUCAGACUUCUGAGAGUCGGGACUGCUGGAAGUUUUUAUUUUUAACGUUGUGGACGGAAAGUGGAAGCGGACCAAGGUGUUGCUGAGUUUCCUCUGAGGAAUCAUGGAGCUUUCCCUGGUGCAAUCCGCUCUGAAGGCCUUCCUGUGCGGCUCUCUGAGCGGGACGUGUUCCACGCUGCUCUUCCAGCCGCUGGACCUCAUCAAGACCAGACUGCAGACCCUGCAGGGCACCGUGCAGCCUGGCUCGGCCCGGGUGGGCAUGGUGUCGGUGUUCCUGACCGUGGUUCGGACGGAGAAGCUGGUGGGGCUCUGGAAGGGCAUGUCCCCGUCGUUUGCCCGCACCAUCCCUGGCCUGGGGCUCUACUUCAGCACCUACUACUCCCUGAAGCAGCACUUCUUCCAGGGCCGGGGGCUGGGGCCCCUGGAGGCCGUGGCCCUGGGGGCGGGGGCCCGCAGCGUGGCGGGGGUCCUCAUGCUGCCCGUCACCGUCAUCAAGACGCGCUUCGAGUCUGGCCGGUAUAACUACAGCAGCGUGGUGGGGGCCCUGCGCAGCAUGUGUCAGACGGAGGGGCCUCGGGCCCUGUUCUCCGGCCUGGUGCCCACCCUCCUCAGAGACGCCCCCUUCUCCGGGAUCUACGUCAUGUUCUACACCCAGACCAAGGCCUGCCUGCCCACAGAGCUGGGCUCGUCGUCCUACGGGCCGCCCGCCCACUUCCUGUGCGGCAUUGGGGCGGGGGUGCUGGCGUCCCUCAUCACGCAGCCGGCCGACGUGGUGAAGACCAACGUCCAGGUGGGCAGCGGGCUCAGCACGGCCGCCGCCGUGCGCCAAGUCUACUCGCAACAGGGUGUGCGGGGGUUCUUCCGGGGGGCGGUGCCUCGCUGCCUGCGGCGGACCAUGAUGGCGGCGAUGGCGUGGACCGUCUACGAGACCAUGAUGACCAGGGUCGGCCUCAAGUCCUGAGGACCAUGGGGGAGGGGGGACUGACGGACCGAGAGAGGGAGGGGAGGACUGGUCGAGAGAGGACUAGAUCACCGGAGACGGGGAGAAAGGAUCAAUGGUCGAAAGGACUAAAUGAAUGGAGACGGAGAGAGAGAGAUUCUCCGAGAGAUCCAUCCAGGGCGGGGGGGGGGGGGGUCCGUACACACACACUCCGUCUGCAUCAGCGUCUGAGGAACACUGGACGUUGGUGAUGGAACGAAUGUUGACCAGAGGAGCAAAGAAGACGGACAAUAGUAGCCCUUAAUGGCUGACAUGCUACUAUACGCUAAGCUAAGCUAAGCUACGCUCAACCAGACAGACGCUACACUGGGGUCAGACUCUGUGCUCAUUUGAAGCUGUAGAUUUAAUAGUGCUGCUAUACUGCUGAAAAUUCAGCUUUUUUUUUAAUGAAUGUGUGGUUAUUUUUAACAGAUUGUUACAGAGGUAAUAUUUUUUUAAUGCUUUUAAAUUCUCUAACGUAAUGCGGCUUCUUACAGAACAAGCUGGUCUUUGUUUUGUUUUUGCAGUAUUUAAUUAGAAUACUAACCUUUGGACCAUGUUUUCCUUAUUUGUGUAAUGUUUAUCUGGAUAAUAAAUAUGGAUUCAUAUGCAAUUUCUGUCCAAUAACGAUCUUUUACAUUAUCUAAAUAAACAAACAUUAAUAUCGACCACUUUAUUCCUCUGUUUGUGAUUAAAACGUUGAUGGGUGGGAUUCUCCUUGCAUAGGAAUCCAUUUUCUCAAGUCUUAGUUUUCAUUUUAUGAUUCAAUAAAACCUUUUGGCUGG